AUGGCCUACCUGGAAGUAAAAGGCGUGCUACAUCUGGACUUGAUGUGUAGCAGCAUCCUGGUCGGAGACAACUUCCUUUGCAAAAUCUUCCAAUUUGGAUUUGCCAUCCAGAAAAAGGUCUGA
Messenger RNA from Staurois parvus, 123 nucleotides. The record is from the annotation of a GenBank genome assembly. Lineage: Eukaryota; Metazoa; Chordata; Amphibia; Anura; Ranidae.